GUUGACAUCUCUCUUUCUUUUACCUCCACAGUUCUGUCAUUGAGAAGCAGAAAUUUUUGUGGAUUCACAAAAUCUCAAUAAAUCAACACCAUCGAGGUUUAAAUUGUACUAGGAACGAUCCUAAACUAAUCUAAAAUGCCACCAAAAUUCGAUCCGACUGAAGUGAAGAAUGUGUACCUCAGAUGUGUCGGUGGUGAAGUAGGUGCUACAUCAUCGUUGGCCCCAAAAAUCGGUCCAUUGGGUCUGUCCCCAAAGAAAGUUGGUGACGAUAUUGCCAAAGCGACUGGUGACUGGAAAGGCCUUAAGAUCACCGUUUGUUUGACCAUUCAAAACAGACAAGCAACCAUUUCAGUGGUUCCGUCAGCUGCUUCCCUAAUCAUUAAAGCUUUGAAGGAAGCUCCCCGAGACCGAAAGAAGGUCAAGAACAUCAAACACAAUGGCAACAUUACAUUCGAUGAUGUCCUCUCCAUUGCCCGUACAAUGAGACCAAGAUCAAUGGCUCGUGAAUUGAGCGGUACUGUCCGUGAAAUUUUGGGAACCGCACAAAGUGUAGGCUGCACCGUAGACGGACGUCCACCACAUGAUAUCAUUGAUGAUAUAAUCGAUGGAUCGGUUGAAGUGCCCUCAGAAUAAGCGCGACGGUUCCAAUAAAACGAGAAUUUAUAAAAUACA
Bradysia coprophila is the source of this 672-nucleotide messenger RNA. Its product is annotated as large ribosomal subunit protein uL11-like. The record is from RefSeq and is a predicted model, not a curated record. Gene Ontology annotation, molecular function: structural constituent of ribosome; large ribosomal subunit rRNA binding. Gene Ontology annotation, cellular component: cytosolic large ribosomal subunit; ribosome. NCBI's taxonomy places the organism in Eukaryota, Metazoa, Arthropoda, Insecta, Diptera, Sciaridae. Gene Ontology annotation, biological process: translation.